This is a messenger RNA of Macadamia integrifolia, 501 nucleotides long. RefSeq names its product TMV resistance protein N-like. The record is from RefSeq and is a predicted model, not a curated record. The transcript has a single exon. The coding region runs from base 1 to 501 and encodes 166 amino acids. Gene Ontology annotation, biological process: signal transduction. Lineage: Eukaryota; Viridiplantae; Streptophyta; Magnoliopsida; Proteales; Proteaceae.
AUGGCUGCACUAGAUUGGGCUUCCAACACCUCCACAUUCACAAUUGGAUGUUCUAGUUAUGAUGUGUUCCUCAACUUCAGGGGCGAAGAUACUCGUAAUAACUUCACUGGAUUCCUCAACUUGGUUUUGAAAAACAGAGGAAUUGAUGUAUUUAUUGACAGUAAGAAGUUGUGGACUGGAGAAGCCAUUGGCUCAGCCUUACUUAGAGCUAUUGAGGGGUCCAAAAUCUCCAUCCCUGUCUUCUCCCAAGGUUAUGCUCACAGCAAAUGGUGCCUGCUGGAACUUGCACAGAUUUUUCAAUGUUACAACUCCAGCAAUCAACUGGUUUUGCCCAUAUUCUUUGAUGUUGAGCCAUCUAGUGUUCGGAAUCAAACCGGAAGUUUUGAAGAAGCAUUUCGAGAGCACGAGAAGAAUUAUGAACCCCAUAUCGUAGAAAGUUGGAGGAAAGCUUUGAGUGAGAUAGGAAAUUUGAAAGGAGAAGUUAUUGAUAAACACAAGUAA